Dipodomys ordii (Ord's kangaroo rat) is the source of this 2940-nucleotide messenger RNA. RefSeq names its product actinin, alpha 3 (gene Actn3). The transcript has 21 exons. Gene Ontology annotation, molecular function: actin filament binding; calcium ion binding. NCBI's taxonomy places the organism in Eukaryota, Metazoa, Chordata, Mammalia, Rodentia, Heteromyidae. Gene Ontology annotation, cellular component: cortical actin cytoskeleton; cell junction; cell projection. The record is from RefSeq and is a predicted model, not a curated record. Gene Ontology annotation, biological process: actin cytoskeleton organization; muscle cell development. Bases 99 to 2801 code for a protein of 900 amino acids.
AGAGCGAAUCCGAUCUCGGGGCUGGGCCCGGCCCUACUUAACGGGGCCCGGGUGCUGGGGAGCGCGCCCAGCCGAGCGGAGUCCGCAGCCCGAGCAAGAUGAUGAUGGUCAUGCAGCCCGAGGGCCUGGGGGCCGGGGAGGGGCCCUUCGCGGGCACCGGGGGCGGCGAGUACAUGGAGCAGGAGGAAGACUGGGACCGAGACCUGCUGCUGGACCCGGCCUGGGAGAAGCAGCAGCGGAAAACCUUCACUGCCUGGUGCAACUCACACCUGCGCAAAGCAGGCACGCAGAUCGAGAACAUCGAGGAGGACUUCCGCAAUGGCCUCAAGCUCAUGCUGCUGCUGGAGGUCAUUUCAGGAGAGCGGCUACCCAGACCAGACAAAGGCAAAAUGCGCUUCCACAAAAUCGCCAAUGUCAACAAGGCCUUGGACUUCAUUGCCAGCAAAGGGGUUAAAUUGGUGUCCAUCGGUGCUGAAGAGAUUGUUGAUGGGAACUUGAAGAUGACCCUGGGCAUGAUCUGGACCAUCAUCCUCCGCUUCGCCAUCCAGGAUAUCUCUGUGGAGGAAACCUCUGCCAAAGAAGGCUUGCUCCUGUGGUGCCAGCGGAAGACGGCGCCAUACCGCAAUGUUAACGUGCAGAACUUUCACACCAGCUGGAAGGAUGGUCUGGCCCUCUGUGCCCUCAUCCACCGACACCGACCUGACCUCAUCGACUACGCCAAGCUACGCAAGGAUGACCCCAUUGGCAACCUAAACACUGCCUUUGAAGUGGCGGAGAAAUACCUGGACAUCCCGAAGAUGUUGGAUGCAGAAGACAUUGUGAACACUCCAAAGCCAGAUGAGAAAGCCAUCAUGACCUACGUUUCCUGCUUCUACCAUGCAUUUGCCGGGGCUGAGCAGGCGGAGACAGCUGCCAACAGGAUCUGCAAGGUGUUGGCUGUGAACCAGGAAAAUGAGAAGCUGAUGGAGGAGUAUGAGAAACUAGCCAGUGAGCUGCUGGAAUGGAUCCGCCGCACUGUCCCAUGGCUGGAGAACCGGGUGGGCGAGCCCAGCAUGACUGCCAUGCAACGCAAACUGGAGGACUUCCGGGACUACCGGCGCCUGCACAAGCCACCCCGAGUUCAGGAGAAGUGCCAGCUGGAGAUCAAUUUCAACACACUGCAGACCAAGCUUCGGCUGAGCCACCGGCCCGCCUUCAUGCCAUCUGAGGGCAAGCUGGUUUCGGACAUCGCCAAUGCAUGGCGGGGGCUGGAGCAGGUGGAAAAGGGCUACGAGGACUGGCUGCUGUCAGAGAUUCGGCGUCUGCAGCGGCUCCAGCAUCUGGCAGAGAAAUUCCAGCAGAAGGCCUCCUUGCAUGAAACCUGGACCCGGGGGAAGGAGGAGAUGCUGAACCAGCGCGACUACGAUUCGGCUUCGCUACAGGAGGUGCGGGCCUUGCUGCGGCGCCACGAGGCCUUUGAGAGUGACCUGGCUGCACACCAGGACCGCGUGGAGCACAUCGCCGCGCUGGCCCAGGAGCUCAAUGAGCUGGAUUACCAUGAUGCGGCCUCGGUGAACAGCCGCUGCCAGGCCAUCUGUGACCAGUGGGACAACUUGGGCACGCUAACCCAGAAGAGGCGGGAUGCGCUGGAGCGCAUGGAGAAGCUCCUGGAAACCAUCGACCAGCUGCAGCUUGAGUUUGCCAGACGAGCUGCACCCUUCAACAACUGGCUGGAUGGGGCAGUGGAGGACCUGCAGGACGUGUGGCUGGUGCACUCAGUAGAGGAGACUCAGAGCCUACUGACAGCCCAUGAGCAGUUCAAGGCAACGUUACCUGAGGCUGACCGAGAACGAGGUGCCAUCCUGGGCAUCCAGACCGAGAUCCAGAAGAUCUGUCAAACAUAUGGGCUGGCACUAAAGUCCACCAACCCCUACAUCACCCUCACCUCACAGGACAUCAACAACAAAUGGGAUACGGUCCGAAAGCUUGUACCCAGCCGUGAUCAGACCCUACAAGAGGAGCUGGCACGGCAGCAGGUGAACGAGAGGCUCAGGAGACAGUUUGCUGCCCAGGCCAAUGCUGUAGGUCCCUGGAUCCAGGCGAAGGUGGAGGAGGUGGGGCGACUGGCAGCCGGGCUGGCUGGCUCUCUGGAGGAGCAGAUGGCAGGGCUGAGGCAGCAGGAACAGAACAUCAUCAACUACAAGAGCAACAUCGACCGGCUGGAGGGUGACCACCAGCUGCUUCAGGAGAGCCUGGUCUUUGACAACAAGCACACAGUCUACAGCAUGGAGCACAUCCGAGUGGGCUGGGAGCAGCUGCUCACCUCCAUCGCCCGCACCAUCAAUGAGGUGGAGAACCAGGUACUGACCCGAGAUGCCAAGGGUCUGAGCCAGGAGCAGCUCAACGAGUUCCGGGCAUCUUUCAACCACUUUGACAGGAAGCGGAAUGGGAUGAUGGAACCUGAUGACUUCCGAGCUUGCCUGAUCUCCAUGGGCUACGACCUGGGAGAAGUGGAGUUUGCUCGCAUCAUGACCAUGGUGGACCCCAACGCAGCAGGGGUUGUGACCUUCCAGGCCUUUAUUGACUUUAUGACCCGAGAGACAGCAGAGACGGACACAGCCGAGCAAGUUGUAGCUUCCUUCAAGAUCCUGGCAGGAGACAAGAACUACAUCACCCCCGAAGAGCUGCGGCGGGAGCUGCCAGCUGAGCAGGCUGAGUACUGCAUCCGCAGGAUGGCACCCUACAAGGGCUCUGGGGCUCCCGCUGGAGCCCUGGACUACGUGGCCUUCUCCAGUGCCCUCUAUGGGGAGAGUGACCUCUGAUUUUGACCCAUCGUUCUUGGUGGAAAAAGGAGAGCGAGUGUUCGUUGAGGCUGAGUCCAUUCAGUUCCUGGAGCAAGGGCCUCAGAGAUUGGCCAGCCAUGUGUUUCUGAAUAAAGAUCCAUCCAUGGGCCUCUCCCCA